ACACCAAAAGUCUUCCGUAUUGUCGCUACUGAGCGUUCCUCGCAGUGUCACGGAUCUUACUAAAUUGAAGGUUGGCUAACGCAACAUGCAACUAAAACACUUUUUUAUUGAAUCUAAAUGUGUUAGUAUUUUGGUGAUAUGGUCUGGUGUCAUUUUGGGUAAUUUAAGUUUCAACAGAGUGGGUGUUAAAACUCGAAGCUAACGUCAAUUGUCAUAUUACCGGUGCGUGUUGGAUGUAACGUUGUGUCCCUGUACACGUGAAAACGAAAAAUUAACCAUUUUGAAUAAUAUUAUGUGCCUUAUAUAUUUAAAAACUGUGAAAUAGAAUAUUUAUAUUUUUUCUACAUCCUGGGGUUAUUGCUAGCUUAAGGAGUAAGCGCUCAAACCAACUUGUGCCCAGUACAUUCGUGAGUUAGUAAACAGUAGAUGGGACUUUCUGUUGAAUGCUCGAUAUUUGAUGAAAAUAGCAGGCCUCUAUCUGUCAGAGCUAACUUUAACCUCAGGAGAUUAAUUCAAACCAUAAACAGAACUCAAAUAAACAACUGAAAUGUACUCGUUUUCAGGGCAUAAGGGGAAGUUGUGUAUGCAUGGUUUUGUUUUUGUGCCGAUAUACCGAGAUGUUUAAACUCAUUUUGGCCGAUACCGAUAUCAAUACCGAUACACAGACCUGUUUUAUUGGAAAACCACGAAAAAUACCAGAAAGUCAUCUGUUUCUCUUAUUUAUUACUGAAAAAUAACAAGACAAACAAUAUAACCGACCAUAAAUGAUAAUGAUAUAUUUAGCUACUGACGUUCAGUAAGACAUCUGCUGUAUAUUGAUCCACCUCAUGUUAGCAGAAAUGCCCAUAUGUGCAGUUACAGAUAGUUAACUUUUUAAGCUCUUUCGUGCGAAUACUGAUAUCUUGUCUUAAAUUGUGCAUUCCCAAAAUUAAAAUUAAAAUGUAAGGAUGCAUGGUCAUUUAAAGCCUCUGUGUUUGACCCCCCCCUGCAUGUGAAAUCCUGGUGAACAAUGUAAAAAGAUAACAGAAGAGGACACGUGUGACUUUUUUUAUGUACUUCAGAGGGAUGUUGCGGCGUCCCAAACCAACAGACUGUGAGGCAGACCUCCUGAGAGAGCAGGAGCAGUUUCUGACCUCCGGUGCCACAUCCGCUGCCAAUGUGGUCCGCAGACCUGACAAAAGGAGAGGUGAGGCUGGAGGAGAACCGAAUGGAGAAAGUGACGGAGGACAGAGGGAUGUUGUCACCAUAGAAGGUAAUAUUCUAUGAAUCAAUUGUCAACUAAAAUAUGUGCCAUUUUUAACAAUUGCACAGCAGCUAUCCAUUGAUGAUCCGAUAAGACUGUGACUGACGAUAUAAUAAACUAUGCGAAACUCAAACUUAGUGUGCAACUUUUUGUUUUCUGUAGAUCUUCCAGACCAGCUCCCGUCCUUGACACCAGCACCUCCAAAGAAGUCCCGCUUUAAGGCCAGUCGGGUCACUUUUGAGGCUGAGGAUGCAGAGGAGAGGUUGGACAGACAUGACACUCACAUCAGCACUGUUCUCUCGAGGAUUGUUGUAAGUGUUAACCUAAGGCUUCUUUGGACAUGAAAGUGUGUAACAGAUUGACAUGAUUUUGUUUGGCCUUUUUUCCCUUUUUAGGGUAAAGUGGUAUCUUUUUUUGUUAAAAAUAUAUAAGCACAGUUUGAGUUUAUUUUUAUUAUUUCACCAGUUGAUUUGUACAACUGUUCUCUGUUUAAGGAGAGAGAUACCACCUCUACUCCAGUCUCUUUACCUGCACUCACAGGUAUGGCUUUCCCCAAAGUAAUGCACCGCUCAGAAAUCAGCAGUCAGGUAAGACUAUUAUUUCUUGUAUCAACUCUAUUAUCUAUUCUUUUCCCUUUGUGUAAAUAGUCUUUGUGUUAAUGUGAUUGGGUGUGUGAUUUGGGGCUGGAUUGAUUUAAAAUUGUAUUGAAUUAUUUGACACGGAUCACUUCUCAUGAUCAGAUGCCACUGUCCUCGGUUGGUGGAAAGAAGAGUAUCUUUGCACGCCACAUAGCAGCUCAGAGACUCAAAGAGGGAAAGACACCAUCAAACUCUGCACCUGUAGCUGCUCACACACCUGAACACAGACAGCAGAACCUGCCCCCUGAGAUGAGUAUGGAUACAGAUCAGACUAUAGCUGCUGCAAGUAAUUGUAAGUAGGAUUUAGCCAUAUAUUAUUUAAUAUAACAUAUGUCUUGUAUAUUUUUUCCUCUGUUUUUCAGCCUUUUUUGCCUUCUUCAUAUCUCUGCAGUCUCAGGUCCCAGGCUGGUGUCAGGUCAGGGUCUUCAGGGCUCGGAUGGCUCAGCAGAGUCAGUGAGGAUCCACAGGGAGAACCAGGCUAAGAUCCAAGCCAUGUCUCAGGCUGAGAUACUACAGGAGCAGAGCAAACUCUUAUCGCAGCUUGGUAGGAAAAAAUCUUCCAGUGUCUUAUCCUGAUAGUAUGAAGUCUCUUUUUAGAUUGUAGACCGUUUUUUUUCUCUUGUUUUUGUUGGUACUACAGUGUUUAACACGAUUAUUUAUGCUUUUCAGAUCCUCGACUGGUGGAGUUUGUAAGAGCUCGUAAAGCCCAGAGCGUCCCAUCCUCAUCUCCCUCGUCCAAACAGCCCCAAGGCAAAAGCAGCGAAGGAAAUUUCCCUCUUGAUAAUGUGAGCAGAGAGUCAGACUCCUCCAGUGUUGCUGUGCUGUCUCAGAACAUCCAAGAAGUAGCGAUGGAAAGAGAAGUGGGGGAGGAAGAGGAGGAGGAGGAAAUGUCAGCACCACCUUCUGUGACAGGUAUGAUGGCUGCAUAAAAACAUUUGAACCAUUUCUCCUUUUUCUGCUCAGUUGUUUGUGUAGAUUUACACGAAUCAAUAACAGUCUUUUAUGUGGAUUAUUCGAGUAAUUUCACUUUGCUCUUUGCAUCAUUAAAUCUGGUUAGAUUGCAGUCUUGCUGCAGGGGGCUGUCAAAUUAUCCAAGCUAAAAUACAUUUUUAGAGAGAGGAGCCCUGACUGUACCCCAGCAGAAUAAUACAAAGGACACAAGAGUUGGUUUGGUAUUAAAAAAGCUGUCAUGUCUCUCUUUCUGUUUCUGAAUCUGAUUGUUUUCUUUCCCCUCCACUCUCAAGUAUCCAUUUGAUAAAGUUGGAUGAAGCUGUCAGCUAAAAACAGGACAUUAAAGCUGAUCAUUAAGUUCACUCCGUGCGAUGAGCAGAUUGAGCCAGAAAAGAGCCACUCUCUGCAAUUAAGUCACUGCGGACCUGUUUUUUUCCAAGAAUACUGAGCCCUGAUGGAAGAGGCAGCAGAGGAUUGAAUGUAGACGGGUCCCAUGAAAAACAAACCAUGCACAGCUGUUUUUUUUUUCUGUCUGCUAUUGAAGCAUCCUCAUGUUUUCUUUUGGAGCCAGAUUUUCUCUUUGUGAUAAUAGCUGUAAGAAGAAGAGUGUUUUUGAAUGAUAGGAAGGAGGGCUUGACCAGUAUUGGUUACAGAUUAGAUGCAGUUAACAGAUAGCCAAUAUCUGCUACUUACGUAUAAAGACCUUAUUCCGUGCUUCUUUGCUGGCGCUAACAGUAACAUCUUUAUUUACAUAAUCAAAAAUUUUUAUUAAAGUGCUUUUUAUUUUAAAAAUGUAUUAAAUUUAUUUAUUUUAAAUUUUAAACAAAUAAUACAACUGAUAUCAAAAGAAGAUAAUUUUGACUACUUGAAACAGGUCAAAUAAUAAAGGAAAUAGAGAAUAUUUACUUAAAUAAAGACAGAUCUUAUACUUUGAUUAUACAAGGUGAUUGAAGGGAAAAACAACAGGUCCAACAGUCAAGAAAUUCUAUCUUGUCACUCAUGUUGUUACUGUAAAGACUCAAAUACUUUUCUAAAACAUGCUCUUAAAAAUCCUAGGAGUUAAUACUUUCGGUUCUUUCAUCAGUGACUUUCACUAAAUCAUUUACUGAUGAACAACUGCUGCAUCUGUUAUUACAAGUAUUAUGUUGUUUGUGAAUCCAGAGAAAGACCUGCCGGUGAAACCUCAGAAAGACUGGGUUCAUAUGAACAAACUAGAGCCAGAGAAACUGGAGUGGAUGAGAGAUCUACCUGCCCCAAGGAGGAAAGGGACCAAGAAGGUACUAUUCCAUAAAGACUUUCCUCAGCACUGAAGUCUGAAUGGCUGGUUCAAAUAUAUAUUUGUGAAUGUGUUUAUGUUAUAUUCUUGAUUUAAAGGUGAAAAGAUGUUGCUUUUUAUUCCUGAUAGGCCAUGCAGGCUCGCUUUGACUUGGUGGGAAACUUGAUUCCACCCACUGAGGAUCUCCCCACACACUUAGGUCUGCACCACCAUGGAGAGGAGCCCGAGGUCAGUCAGGAAUGAUUAGAAAUGCAUCCUAUUAGUUUUUUUAAUCAAGCAAAUAUACAACCCCUGAGUCUGUUCCAUAUGCUUAUCAAAAUGUCAUAGUAAAGAUUCAGAUCAUGAACAUUGGAAGAUGUGAUUUCACCUGUUACUGAGGAAGCUCUCCCGUUUCUAUUGUUUGUUUUGUUUUUCCCCUUGACCUUUUAUUUCUUUUUUCAGCGGGCGGGCUACUCCCUGCAGGAACUCUUCCUCCUGUCGCGCAGUCAGGUCACACAGCAGAGGAGCCUGGCCCUCAGCAGUCUAGCCUGCAUCCUCUCAAAGGUUUGCAAACAAACACUUUAAAUAUGACAUGUAUCAGCAGAGGCACAUGUCUGUAGUCCUUUUUUUUUCUCCAUUUCUUAGGCACGUGCAGGGGAGUACCUGUCGGUUCUGACCGGCAGCGUGAUAUCCACUCUACUGGACGCCGGUCUGCUCUUCCUGCUCCGCUUUGCGCUGGAUGACGGAGUGAAGGGCGUGAUGUCUGCAGCUGUACAUGCACUGAGAGCGCUGCUUGUGUGUGCAGAGGAUGAAGUAAGGCAAUCUACAGCUGUUCAUUAAAAAUGUUGAGGCUUCUUAUUUAAAAUGGGUUUGAUCUGUUUCGUAUUUGAAAGUGAUUCCCCACAGUGUUGUGCAAAAUUAGAAAGAUUGAGAGGUAUGAAUCUCAAGUAUGUCAGAAAAUAGAGCAAAAACAAACUUGAUCUAUGAGAGAUAAAAUGCACCCUUUGCCUGCCGCAAGUUUCGUCAUCAUGUCCCAUCGUUUGUUUGCCCUCUUAGGAGUGUUUGGACUGCACCUUCUCCUGGUUUCGUGGCCUAGCCUCCUUCCCUUUGCUGCCAUCUACUCAAGAGGAAGAAGAUGAGGAGGAUGAAGGUCUGCCUGACAUUAUGAAAGAGACAGCCAAAGAGAAGGAGGAGAAGAAGAGUGAUCAUGACGUGGCGAGGCAGGAUGUCGUCAAAGUAAGCGAACAGGAUGAAUCUCUACGUCUGAUUUGUUUUUCCUUGCUGUACCAGGUUUAUUACACUCAAUUCAUUGAUUUUUGCCUGUUUGUGUUUCAGGGUCUGUUAAGGAUGAAACUGCUCCCUCGGCUGCGUUACAUCCUUGAAGUGGUUCGGCCCUCUCCCCCAGUGGUCCAAGACAUUCUUGAGAUCCUGACACGCGUCUCUCGACACUCCUCCUCGUCUGCCACCCAGGUAGAAACAGCGACAGCCUCACUUUGCUUCAAAUCUUUCCUACUUGAAUGAAUCCUCUUUAAUUACAAUUUUUUUCCUCCAAGCUUAAAGUCCCACUCUGAUCGUUUUUUUUUUUUUACUAUUUAAAGUGUUAUCAGUGGUCUUUAAAUUGUGAUUAUAAGGUUUUUUAGCGAAAAUCCUGUUACCUGUGUCAAUUUCAAGGGCUUCUCUUCUGCAGAGCUCCAGUAGCUCAUUAGAAACUCGCCUCUGAGUCACGGGCAGAGACAGUGCUGCUCUGCAUACACCUCUUCGCGCUAGCUUGCAGCCUAACAUUGCUGAAGUGGCAGGUAACAUAGGAGCUAUUCAGCUCUCGGACCCUUAAUGUCUUUGGGGGCAUGAUGAAAUUUAUAUCAUAAUUCUUACGAGCAUUGCAAUUUGCUUACGCACACGCUUGGACCGCGAUCGUCUUCUCUACUUAUCCGAGUCUGGCCUGCAUAGCGGGGCUCAGGGGGCGGAGCUUGGAUUUGCUACAUAGGAAAUCUCACUGUAUCUCAACCUGCCAUUUGGGUCUGCCAGGGAUUCACGGCGAUUUGAAUGAAGAAAUACUCAGAAAAGCAAUUUCGCACUUAAUUUUCUCAUGAUAUGUCCUGUAGCAUCAGAAAAAUGGCAAAUGAACAUAUAGACAACAAGAAAAACUAAUUUUCAUCAGAGUGGGUCUUAAAUUUACAUAUUUUAACAUAUAUUUCACACUCAGGUGCUUGACUGUCCUCGAAUGAUGGAGACUGUGAUGUCAGAAUUCCUGCCAACUUCAUGGACACCUCCAUCCUUGCCCCUUCCUCCAUCUGUUUAUGGACUGCCCCUCACCUCCGCUAUGAAGUUGAUAAGAGUUCUAGCUACCUCAGGGAGACACGCCUGCGCCAGACUCGUAAGUGCUCCUGAUUCUGUUGUGCAAAUAUGCGGGUGAAAUGUGCAAACACUUUUUUUAUGUGCUCAAGACUUUCAUAGCUCAUCUGGAUAACUGUCCCUCUGAAGCAGCCGGAGACGUUUCAUCUGGCCUCCCUCCUGCAUGUCUCCGUCAAAACUAAAAGCAAAAACAUCGUUGAAAUCCGAACUCUGAGACUAAUUACAUUUGUGAUUUUUUUGUACGAUACAAAACACAAAAAUGAUGUAAUCUUUUUUAUUUUUGAAACAACAAAGCCUGCUCUUGAUUUUAUCCGUGUAUCUCUAACAUCUGUUCACGAUCAAUAGUAAUCCGGUUUGGAGUACAGAUUUAUCAUUCUCACAUGUAUGAUCAUUAAUCAAGCAUGGUCCUCUCUCCUCCUUCAAGUUAAACUCUCUUGGAGUGAGGGAGCGUCUGUCUUGUUUGCUGAGUGCUGAGCCUAGUGAGCUGCUGCUGGAACCGAGCGAGGCCGUCAGGAUCACCACCGAGGCCUUCAGGAUGUGGACUUUGGCAGCUGGCUACGGUCAGGCCUGUCAGUUAUACAUGUAAGAUCACAUAAUCAAACAGGAUACAAAAGACUCCCUCGAGAUACUUUUAAAAUGAAAAACUAAAAACACACAAGUCUCAUUAUUACAAUAUUUAGAGUACUUGAGUGACAUAAUAUGAUAUUUAUCAACCAUUAUUCCUCCACAGAGAUCUGUAUCCAAGCUUGGCUAAGGCGUUACAGUCAGUCCACAGAGUCCUGGCUCCUUCAGAUCCUCUGUGGCCCCUACAACUCCAGCGGGUCCUGGCUCUGCUUUCUCUGCUCACACAGAUCACACACACAGCUGGCUGCCACCAGGAGCUACAAGCUGGUUUAGUCAGGUAUAGAUAAAGAAACCAUUUUGCCGCAUAAAGCAUCACACAGUUGACAUAAAUCCUUUUAUCUACAUAUGACUCUCUCUGUUUUCACUGCAGCUCUCGGGGAGAAGAGAGUCCUCCUCCUCUUCCUCCUCCUCCAGUGUCUUGGAGUCAUGUCGCAGGGUUGAAGGCACCGCUGCUGGGACAUUUAAAGGCCUUUGUGAAGAGUCUUGAUGAUCCGGUACAGAGAGACAGCAGCCUGGCUGUGAUACCUGCCUACCUGAUCUACUUACAGGCUUAUUAUCACCAGUUCUCCAGACAGGUAGCUGCUGGUGUUUUAUUCGUUUGUUGAUUUUUUUUUGAGCUCUUAUAAUAAUACUGCAUCAAAAAGGAGCUCUUAAUAAUAAUGGUAACGUGACCCCAUCUUUUAGAGCUGUUUCAAGCCAGUAGAGACCCUUCAAGAACUGGAGCUGUUAACAUCCGAGGUUCUCCUCCCUCUGCUGUCCCAUCAUGUUGUUCAAAGCCUCAUGAAGAACCUAAAGUGAGUUCAUUUUAUUGUUGUCAGCUGGCUUCUUUGUUGCUUCUGAUUUUAUUAGUUGCACGUUGACCUGCACAAUCUCAAAACUCGGCUCAUUUGCUGACUGUUAAGAUGAUUUUUUUUUUCAGGUCUUCCUCAGUUGUGUGUAGUGUUCAGUCCAGUCAUUUGGGCCCAGAUACAACUCCCAGUCUUCCUGGUUUGGCCUGCCCAGGAUGGAGGGAUCGUCCAGGGCUGGUCGCUCCUGGCUCACCCUUUCCUCUCCUCACAGGCCUGGGGCUUCUUCUGGAUACCGUCGCAGGCAUCCACAAAGGUCUCACCCGCAAGGUAGGGGAAAAGUUUUCAAACCUUCAGCGGCGAGAUUUAAUACAAAGAAAGGCAACGAUCGCAGAGUCUGCUGUUGAUAAAAUGCGUCUAACUUCUCCUCUUAUUCUUUAGUUUACAGGUCUGCUCCUGUCAGAGCCUGUGAUUGGUUAUCUGCGCGGUUGCAGUCAGGCAACACCCACCCUGUCUCACACAAGAGCAUGGCUGCUUCGUCAUGAACACCACCUCCUCUACCUGCUGCUCAGGCUUGCCCACAGACUGGUAGGCCCCAUCAUUGAUCAUUGAUGGAAGAGUAUUUUCUGAACCUUAUCAAAGGAUUUAAAUAACAUAAAUGUGUGUAAUGUGUUGAAUUUGGACUCGAUAAAACUACAGAGAGAGACACCAGCAUAUGACAUGACACCCUAAACCAUCACAGGCUUUAGUAUCUUUACAUUGGACUUCAAAAAAAACUUUUGAUUUUGUGCUUAUCACUCUCCAAAUGACAGAUCAAUUGUAAAGAGGACUUUGAACCCCUGAGAAACAGGCAUGUUGUGUCUGGUUCUAGUAGCGGCUUGACAGGGAAUACUGCAGUUUCAGACCCAACUGUACAAUCAGCAGUCUUCUCUAUUAUUGUGGUUUUAUGUUCUGAAGUUGAUUAGGAGAUAUUUGAUAUUUAUUCUGUUAACAGUGAUUUAAAAUGAUCAACGUUGAACUAAAACAAAACACAUUAGUUUAUAUGCAAUAAGUCCAGAAUUUGUCUCAUUUCCAUUCUCCUAAUAAAAAACGAUGAAAAAAAUAACUAAACUUUUCCACAGUGAUAUAAACUUUUGUACCGCACCUGCUCAUUAAGGUUGUUUUUGGAUAUUCAAACAUACAAACACAUCAGCUUAAUACAGUGGUUCUGAUCCCUGCUCCAACACACCUGAUUCAAAUGAUCAGCUCGUUAUUAAGCCAUCACAGAACUUGAUAACGAGCUGAUCAUUUGAAUCAGGUGUGUUGGAGCAGGGAAACAUCCAAAACAUGCAGGACAGGGGGGGCUCGAGGACUGGAUUGAGAACCACUGGGUUAUUAUUACAGCUGUUUCCAUUGUUCAUUGUUUAUCUUUACAAAACUGGGUCUGAGGAGUUUGACUCUCUUUUCCCAGAGUGACGUAAUAAUGCUCAUUUUUAAAACUGAAAAAGGGAAGUAACGUCUAACAUCAUGAAGAUCUCUGCUGUCUCUUUUAAUGAGACAUGAUCUAACCAAGGUUGAAAAAUGGAGCACAUGUUUGUUUUUAAAGGCCUGAAAUGCCCUUUUCAUUUCUUUCCACUUAUCUUGUUUGUUUUGAUUCUCCCAAGAAUAUGGAAAUAGUUUGUAACUUGGCAGUCCCAGUUUUUCCAGCAUUUGAUGUUUCUAUUAUCAUCUGUUUUCUAUCCAACCUGUAUCAUUUAUUACCAUUUCUUAGGUUCCCUUUGAUCCAGAGGUAGCGAAACACGCCUCACUGUACCACCAGGUGGCGCUGGUUCUUCUUCCAUGGUUGUUGCCUGGCAGUGAGUUCCUGGCCCAUGAACUUCUGUCCACCAUCAUCUUUAGCAGAGACUUUUUAUCGUAAGUUCAUUGUUGAUGUUUUUGUCUGUCUUCCUCUUUAUUACAGUCUAUUUUAUUUAUUUCUUUUUUUUUACCUCCCAGAGAGGGCCACAGCGGAGGGCCGGAGGCUGUCGAACUCGGAGAGCUGAAGCUCCAAGAGGAAGCACAACACCACUCCUCCCCUUCUCUCCAGACUGUGGGAUCUCUCCUGAGGGAAGCCUGUGUCCAGCUGCCCUCCAUACGAGGCUGCUACCUCACUCACCUGUCCCAUCUAGAGCCAAGUGUGCUGACUUCCAGAGAUGCUUUGCUCGGGCGCAACCCUUGGAUCAACUCCCACCUCCUCCCAGAGCUCACAGGCCCCACCUUACCAUCCGAUUGGCCUUUCCUGCCACUGGUCAGCCUGUACGAGCGAGCAGGAGUGACUGAUGGUGGAGGGUUAGCGGUGGAGGAGCUUCCUCAGGGGGCUCUGCAGGUAGUGAGUCACUGUCUACAGUGGUUGCUGCUGCUGGAGGUCUGGAGAGAGGAAGCACUUAAGGUACACAGACGAGUUGUUUUCAUGUGACCAAAACUGGGGCCACGAAAGAAACCCCCCCAAACCCUCUUAAAGGGAUACUGCGGCGUAAUACUAAUUUAGAGUCAAACACACCGUAACACCGAGGUAGACACUCCCUCGAGAGAUAAAUGUUGCUGACUGCUUGAUUCUCUAGUUAUACCAACUUUAGUGAUGACCACACGAUAGCAAUACACAGCAGUCUGAAGGUCCUUACACACCAGGCGCGAAUUCGCCAGGCGAAUUAUUCGCCUUUAUUCGCCUUUUUUUAAAACAGCAGAAAGUCAAUGCAAGCUCCCACACCGGCGGCGAUUUUUCCGCGGGGCGAAAAGCCUCUUUUAUUUUUUUGCUCUUGUGUCGAAUUUUUCGGAGAUUCGCAGGCGAAUAUCUGGACCUGCUAGACCUCUGGCCAAUCAAAAGUCAUGUUGUUGAUGACGUCACAGACCCAUGCAGCUGCAGUUCACACGACACACACCACCACUGGCAUCAAUAGCAACGAUGGGGGAGAGUGUGUACCACAGAGUGGUCACCCAGUGUGUAUAAGCGAAAGCGAUUUUUUGGACUGGCGAAUAUUUCCGCAUUUCCGUCUCGCUUUUUUGCGUCCCUUGCAAAUUCGCUGGUGUGUAAGGACCUUUAGAAGCCAUAAACAAACCUCAACCAAAACGCCACUCUAUAGCCACAAAUAAUGCUCAGAACAGCACUUGACUUCAUCAACAGUACUUAAAGUGUCCUAGCCACAUCACUAGCUGUGAUUUCUUUAGCAAAGAGACGAAACACAACUCACCUACCUUCUUCCAGCUGUGGGGUGCCACAGCUCAAGGAAGAACAUUUUUGAUCAUUUCUUUAUCAUUUUUUUGAAGUAAUAAUCAUCAUAUUAAUCAUUUUGAACUGCAGACGUGGUAGUUCUUCCGCCUUAGCGUCUCAGUCUGAUUGCAUUUCCAUGAAGAAAUGAUCAUAAAUGUUCUUCCUUGAGCUGCGUCCCCCCGCUGUAGUCCGUAAUGGACUGGCCCGAGGUCUCACUACAAACAAGCAGCUAGGUGAGGUUGGCGAGUUUUGUUUAGUCUCUUUGCUAAAGAAAUGAGGCAAAGUUAAAAAGAUGUUUGGUGGCUAGUACUAUGUCUGGGACCCUAUAUGUACUGUUGAUGAAGUUAGGUGCUGUUCUGAGCAUUAUUUGUGGAUAUAGAGUGGAAUUUGGUUGAGGUUUGUUUAUGGCUCCUCAGACUGCUGUGUAUUGCUAUCGUGUGGCCGUUACUAAAGUUGGUUUAACUAGAGAAGAAAGGGGUCGGCAGCAUUCAUCUCUCGAGGGGGGGUGUCUAACUCGGUGUUACGGUGUGUUUGACCCUGACUUGAUUUUACGCUGGAAUAUCCCUUUAAUCUCAACAAUCAGUGACAAAAAUGUUAAAAACUAAAGUACCGAAAAGCAGGUUGAUCAGUAACUCGCCGGUCUACAUUGUAGGUCAUCCCCCCUGUUGCCAAGUUCGCCCGCCUGUCCUGUAUGUUCCUGUGCUCCAGCGACUUGUUCCUAGAAAGACCUGUUCAGAAACUGACCUGGGGACUGUUCAGACUGCUCACCAGGUCAAAAAAAAGUUUAACAUCCUUUCACCCUCAAUGUAAAAUCUAGAUAUUGCACAGAGAAAAGUGGCUAAACUGAAUUUUGAUACUUCACAGGCAGUCCAGGCUUGACUCUUUGGACUUGAGUGUCCCUCCUCCAGGUCUCGCUUCGUUCCAGGAUCUCUACACUGCUCUGUUGACCCAGUAUGAAGCUGUGUCUUUUGGAGACCGACUCUUUGGCUGUUGGGUCCUCUUACCUCUGCAGAGGAGGUACAGCGCCACCAUGAGGCUGGCUGUGUUUGGAGAGCAUGUGGGGAUGCUGAGGUCACUGGGAGUCACGCUGGACCAGGUAAUAAAGAUGUUUCUGCUUUUGUCAGACGCCUUUGAAGUCAUUUUUUAAUAUCAAUGUUUAUUUUUCUUUUCUGAGAUCACUUUACACAUGUUUAGGAUUCAUUCUUCACGUCUUUCUCUCUUGGUUUGAAGCUCUCAGUCCCCAUAGAGCGGUUCACGUCUCCCCUCGAAGACUCCCUCCCACUCCUCCGUCUCUACUUCCGCUCCUUAGUGACGGGGACGCUGAAGCCCCGCUGGUGUCCUGUCCUGUACGUCGUUGCCUUAUCACACGUCAACUCCUUCAUCUUCUCCCAGGAUGCUGCAGCACAGGUACUGAUCCACAUGGUAAACACAUGCAGACUCCGCACGCAGGCCAGUGAUUGAAAGUAAUUGAUUUCUGUCACCACUGGGAGUAUCCCUCUGAUUUAUGAACACAGCUCCUAAAACAGAUCCAGGCCUCUCCUGAUGUCGUUCCGCUCUCUCUAACUGAGCUGAUUAUGGGUUCAUGUAACGCCUGUGCUCUGGGGCCUUUUUUUAAAUCAGACACAGCAAACCUGACGCACACCGUCACAUGUGUAAUUAUUAAACAAAUCCAGAUAAUGCUGCAGCUGCACUCAAUGGGAAGCUUGAUCUGUUCAAAGUAUUCUGAUGUUUUUACAGGAAUCUGCCCACAUUUGCCCCAAAUUUGAACAAAGCAUGUGAUAUGAGUCAAUCAAGCAAAUCCUUGUGCUAUUGACAGACAAAGAAAGGAGUUGCCUCACCUCUUCGUGAAUCUCGAUGUGAAGGAUGUGACUCUUGUUUAACCUUUUGGAGUUAUCACUGAUAAUAAGAAACAUAUAAAGCAUACAGAGAGGAAGAGAGUGCCAUAGCAUCAAGCGGGGUCUUUGAUGUGUAAUCCCUUUUUUCAGGAGGUGGAAGCCGCUCGACACAGUAUGCUGAGGAAAAUCCACUACCUGACUGAUGAGGUGCGUCUCUCUCUCUGAUCUUUAUACAUCUCCGGUGUUUAUAGAUUUUUCCGUCUCGCUCUUGUUCUUCCCUUGUGAAUUUCUUAUGAUGUAAACUGGUGGAUCAGGGAUCAUACAUCUCUACAUCCAAGCUCUGUAUGGAUUACCUCCCUUUGCUUGUUAGGCGUAUCUCAGAGUUUGUUAUCAUGUGUAAAAUAAGUCCAAUAAAUUCACCUCUUCUAAAACUUCACUGCAGUGCCAACAACAACAACAACAACAAUAAUAAUAGUAAUAAUAAUAAUAUGCACGAUUUGAUCGUUUCAUUAAUGUGCUGUACUCAUGGAAAAUGGUCCAUUAUUUUAAGCAGUGUGACGCAAGUUUCCCCUCAGAAAUAAGUCAAAGAUGGUUGAAGUUUCAGUGCUGUUUAUUACCCACUGACUUACACCUCUUAUGUACAGGUGAAGUAAAAACAGGUGUAUUAAAUGAGGGAUGGGCUCAUUGUGUAUAUUCAUACAAAACAAACGUGACAUAAAUCUCAGUGCACUCAACUGUUGUGUCAUCCUGUGGACUAAGUUUGCGUUCACAAAUACUAUUAGAUAAACAGUACAGCAUUUGCUCUUAAAGACUGACAGACUCGGACUAUAUACGGUGUCCUUGGGUGUUUUGAAACCCGCCUAUAAAUAAAAUAUGUUUUUAUUAUUAUUGCUGUGUAAAAGUACUCCUGAUAAAAAAAGAGCAGUGGUUAUCUAUCUAAGGAGUAUAAACAUGAUAUGUUGGCUGAUUUAAAGAAUGAUCUGAUUUUGACUUAAAUCAUCAAAAAAGUCGGACUAAAUUUUGUAAUCUGCUGUUUGCUCCUUUCGCUGUGUUUCUUGCUAUUUUUUUAAAUCACUUUAGUCUGGCUUUCUUUUUUCUUUUUACCAUCUUUGGUUUAUUCAUGUUCUUAUUUUUAUGUCUUUGGGCUAAAAUUAUACAAAUGGUAUUGUAAUUAGUGUGAAAACUGCACAACUGCAGAGUUUCCCCCCAUAAGGAGCGAAUAUACGAGGGUUCCUACGCAAGUGUGGAAAUAAAUGUGCUCAAUUUUCAGGUCUUAAAAUGUAUGGAAAAAUAUUUAUGUUUCCAGACUGUUACCACUGCUCUAAAAUACUGUUUUCUAAAAUUGAAAAGUAGGUAUAUCCAAAAAUAAUUCUAACUAGAAAAGCACUCUGAGAGCACAGACCUCAGCCAAGCAGCUCAUGUCCCCCCUUAUAUUGUGAUUCACACCAAACCUUUUACUGUUACGUGUCUUUUAUUAACUUUUAUUUGUGUUUAAACUGGUAUGUUCACUGUUCAUAAUGUUCCUAAAACAAGAAAUGCCCUGACCGGGAUUCAAACCCAGGACCUUCUUGCUGUGAGGCAACAGUGCUAACCACUACACCACUGUGCUGCCCAUUGGUUAUCUUUCAGCAUUGAAAAUUCCAACGACACCCUUAUUUUUGUGUGUUCUGGAUCACAGUAUCCGGAAUUUUGUCUGGAUCAGGAUCAACCUUUGACACCUCAUAAAACUCAUUCAGAUCCCUUUGUGUCAUUUUUUACUAAAGACUGGCCAUUUUUUGUAGAGUUAAAUGCAAAAAUUCCAAAUUUGCCCUAUCUCACAAUGAUAAAGAAUCCUUCAAAAAAUUCCUGGAUCCAGAAGGCGAUCAGGAUCACCACCAAAAUGUAAUGGGAUCCUCCUGGGGCUGAAACGCACCUCUGGUGAAAAUUUCAGGUCAAUCCGUCUGUUACUUUCUCCGUAAAGUUGUUCACAGACAAACAAACAAACAAAACAACAAACCAACGCUACUGAAAACAUAACCUCCUUUGCAGAGGUACAAAGUAGAGUAUGGAAACAUAUGUAAAUUACAACUGUGUAGGAACCCUGAUAUAUCUUUCUGGUUAGAAACCAUGGCUGUUGUCACCUCCUCCUCUUCCUCACCCUGUUCUCUCUCUGUCUUACCUCCAGGUGUUGAGGAACCACUUGCUGCUCUUCCGUCUGCCACAGCGGCACACAGAGCUCGGUUUUGACAUGUUUGAUCAGUUGCCGCCUAUAAGAGCAAAGCGACUGGAGAAAGUACUGCAGAUGCAAGACAGCAGCGACCACAAAGGAGAGUGAAGGUAGCAGGGAGUUGAAACACUUCUUAGACAGAGGGGAGGACAGUAUGGGACUGAAACUGACUUAUAUUAGUGACCAGAUCAUGAGAGGAAGACAUGAGGCUUGGUGAUGGAAGUCCAAGUGCCUGAUUACAAUGGCUUUGGAGUAAAAGCCAGCAUGAUCACUGGAGGUUUUUCUGUGACCCCUCUUCUAAAAGGAGACUAAACCUGAGGUAGAGUUGGGAAACACUUAAAGAAGGAUCAUUGUUUUGUGGCGCUUAACACACCAGAGACACAUCUUUUGCAUCAGAGACUAUUCAGCAGAUCAUCAAUUUUGACCAUUUGAGAAAUUGAAUUUCUUUUUGUUCUUUUAAUGCUUUUUGAACAUGGUUGAUCAUGAGUCAGUUGAAACAUGAGUCAACAAGAGGAAAGAUUUGUUUGUUUUUGUAAAAAUAUUAUGGUGCGUCAAAAGAGCUGGAAAGCCGGAUCAGAUCAAUUUUUGGCAUCUCAUGGAGAGAAAAAAUUUACUUCUUUGCAAGUGCCUGAAAUGAUCUUUUGUAAAUAAUAAACAUGAUUUCCAAAUUGUC
Molecule: messenger RNA, 15788 nt
Organism: Xyrichtys novacula (pearly razorfish)
Lineage: Eukaryota; Metazoa; Chordata; Actinopteri; Labriformes; Labridae
Source: the annotation of a GenBank genome assembly